Messenger RNA from Cynoglossus semilaevis (tongue sole), 707 nucleotides. RefSeq names its product deoxyuridine triphosphatase (gene dut). Gene Ontology annotation, biological process: dUMP biosynthetic process; dUTP catabolic process. The record is from RefSeq and is a predicted model, not a curated record. The coding region runs from base 87 to 644 and encodes 185 amino acids. The transcript is spliced from 7 exons. Lineage: Eukaryota; Metazoa; Chordata; Actinopteri; Pleuronectiformes; Cynoglossidae. Gene Ontology annotation, molecular function: magnesium ion binding; dUTP diphosphatase activity.
UAUUAACGUCAUGUUUCCGGGACCGUCGUAGUUGUUGUUUACAUGCUGCACACUCUACACGAGUGUGAACCGGGUCUUUGUCACCAAUGCUGCUCGGGUUUCGACACGUUGGCGUACACGUUCGGAAGGGAUUUCAUAUGCAGCUGUCAUGUCGAAACAAAGCCGCCUCCGUGUCUCCAUCCAAGAAGGCAAAGCUAGAAGCUGCUGCUGCAGAGGAGCGAGCUGUGCUCAGGUUCGCCAAACUUUCAGAGCACGCGACGACACCGACCAGAGGAUCCAGUAACGCUGCAGGAUUCGACCUGUACAGUGCGUACGAUUAUUCCAUUGGUCCAAUGGACAAAGCCAUCGUGAAGACUGACAUCCAGAUAGCGGCCCCACACGGCUACUACGGCAGAGUGGCACCGAGGUCUGGGCUGGCAGUAAAGCACUUUAUCGAUGUUGGUGCCGGAGUGGUGGACGAAGACUACCGAGGGAACGUGGGAGUCGUGCUUUUCAAUUUCGGCAAGGAGACGUUUGAAGUGAAAAAGGGAGAUCGAGUCGCUCAGUUGGUCUGUGAGAAAAUCUGUUAUCCUGAGCUAGUGGAAGAAAAGACUCUGGAUGAGACCGAGCGUGGGGCUGGAGGAUUUGGCUCAACUGGACAAUAGGAAUGUUGUUACUGUAAAUGUUAAAUAUAUGGAUAUUUGUUAAUAAACAUUAACUUUAUACUU